AUGGCGUCCUUCGAAUUGACUGUGGCCACGCGUGCCAACCAUGCAGCUUUGCUGCCUGUGGUGCUCAUUGCCACCUCUAUCAAUGAGGCUCGUUCCAUUCCCGCCAUCAAGAUCCACUGCGAGGACACCGCGAUGCUGAACGAGGGCGACAAGGCCAUUGUCCAGCUGACCAGCGGCUCCAAAUCGGUGUUUGGCACUAGCAAUGCCAUCCAGGAGCUGUUUACUCACUUUCCCUUCCUGCGAAGCAAGGAUACGAAGCUGGAGGAUGAGUGGAUCUCCCAGCUCGACGCCUUCGCUACUCUGGAUUUUAAGGCGCUUGAUCCUCUUCUUCAACGCCUGAAUGCCUACCUUAUGCUGCGGUCUUUCAUCGUCGGAUAUUCUCUCUCUACCCCCGACAUCGCCAUCUGGGGUGCCCUCCGUGGAAACCGAGUCGCUCUUGCGGCUCUGAAGAAGGGCUCGCUUGUGAACCUAACUCGUUGGUACAAGUUCUUGGAGGAUCUGUGCCCGUGGGCCUCUUCUGCCGCCGAGACUUUGAACGCUGCCGCCAAGGAGAAGAAGUCUGCCAAGUCCAAGGAGGGCGGCAAUUACGACAUUGCUCUCCUCAAUACCGAGAAGGGAGUUGUGACUCGUUUCCCGCCUGAGCCGUCGGGAUAUCUCCAUAUCGGGCACGCCAAGGCCGCCUUGCUCAACGACUACUUCGCGCACGAAAAGUACAAUGGAACCCUCCUCCUUCGAUUUGACGACACCAACCCGUCCAAGGAGAAGGAGGAAUUCCAAGACGCCAUUGUCGAAGAUCUCAAGCUCAUGGGAAUCAAGCCCAACAAGAUGACCUACACUAGCGAUUAUUUCGAGGAGCUGUUUGACUACUGCGUGAGGAUGAUCUCGGAAGGAAAUGCCUAUGCAGAUGACACAGACAAGGAAACCAUGUCUGCCCAACGUUUUGACGGUAUUCCAAGCAAGCGCCGUGACCUCUCCCCGGAGGAGAGCUUGGCUCAUUUUCAGGAGAUGAAGCAGGGCACUCCCGAAGGCCUGCGGUGGUGCAUUCGUGCUAAGAUAUCUCCAGACAACAAGAACAAGGCGCUUCGGGACCCAGUCAUUUACCGCUGCAACCCAACUCCUCACCACCGCACGGGCAGCAAGUGGAAGAUCUACCCGACCUACGACUUUGCGUGCCCCGUAGUAGAUUCCAUUGAAGGUGUCACUCACGCUCUUCGCACGAUAGAGUAUAGGGAUCGCAACCCGCAGUACCAGUGGAUGCUUGAUACGCUUAAGCUGCGCACCGUUCAGGUCUGGGACUUUGCUCGGAUGAACUUUAUCCGUACGCUGCUAUCUAAGCGCAAGUUGACCAAGCUAGUCGAGACGGGUACUGUCUGGGGCUGGGACGACCCGCGUUUCCCGACCAUUCGUGGUAUUCGCCGCCGUGGUAUGACCAUCCCCGCACUGCGCGAGUUUAUCCUCAAGCAGGGCCCGUCUAAGGCGGUCACCAACUUCAGCUGGGACCUCAUCUGGAACACCAACAAGAAGUACAUUGAUCCUGUUAGUCCGCGCCACACAGCCAUUAUGACCAAGGGCAUGGUUAAGGCGACUAUCACGGGCGCCCCCGCGGCGUAUACGGAGGAGAAACCCAAACAUGCCAAGAACGCGGCCGUGGGAAUGAAGACCGUUGCCUUCAGUGGCUCGAUUGUCAUGGAGCAGGAGGACGCGAAGCUCUUCAAGCAGGACGAGGAGAUCACACUUAUGAGCUGGGGCAACGCGAUCGUGCGCAAGAUCACUACCGACGCCGGUGUCAUUACCCACCUCGAGUUGGAGUUGCACCUGGAAGGCGACUUCAAGAAGACCGAGAAGAAGGUGACGUGGCUAUCGACCGAGGGCCAGGAACUGAUCCCCGUCGAGCUCGUCGACUUUGACCACCUGCUCACCAAGGAUUCGUUGGACGAGGAUGACAAACUAGAGGAUUUCCUCAACCCUCACACCGAGUUCCGUGAGGAUGCCGUGGCCGAUGGCAACGUGGCGAAGCUGAAGGAGGGAGAUAUCAUCCAGUUCGAGCGCAAGGGAUUCUACCGCCUGGAUCAGGCCUACGCGCCUGGGACUCCGGCGGUGUUCUUCAACAUUCCCACGGGCAAGUUGAAAUAG
Molecule: messenger RNA, 2133 nt
Organism: Penicillium lagena
Lineage: Eukaryota; Fungi; Ascomycota; Eurotiomycetes; Eurotiales; Aspergillaceae
Product: glutamate--tRNA ligase GUS1
Exons: 3
Coding region: 1-2133 (710 amino acids)
Biological process (GO): translation; glutamyl-tRNA aminoacylation
Cellular component (GO): cytosol; cytoplasm; methionyl glutamyl tRNA synthetase complex
Molecular function (GO): ATP binding; glutamate-tRNA ligase activity
Source: RefSeq, a predicted model, not a curated record